UCGUUUGUGUUUUGUUCGCGUACGGUUCGGUAGUAGAAGAUCAGCGCGAAUCAGCGCGAUCGAUCGAUUGACGACGUUACGUUGUCGCGUCGCGUGAUAUUUACCUUUGGACAUUCUUCUUCUUCCUAUUUCCAUUCUGCGCUGCGGGGUUUGUGAUUGGAUAGACACUGAAAUCGAUUCGAGUGAGUGUGGCAAUUGACGAAUGGAGAAGUGAAAUUAAUCUCGGAAGAAGGUUAAAUUUGUAGAAUUAUAGUGAUUUUUUAAGUGAACAGUGUCUGGAUUUCGGAAUUCGUGAAAAUAAUAAAAGAAAAAAUGAAAGUGUCUCACCAAAACGGUAUAGGUGGUUCGUACGAUCGUGAAUGUAUUUCUGCGUGAGGCGUAUGCGCCUAGCGGAAACGCGAAAAUCAUCAUUCGAAUGACAAUAGGUGUUACAUCAGUCGACGGAGUUGCUCAAAGUGGAUUGCUGGAAUUCAGUUGUUGCAAUCCUACGAUCGCGGGCUGGAAUCCAAAGCAGUUGGAUUAGCUUUUUUUACUGUUUCAAAAUAGUUUUCUGCAUACUGCAACAAAGCCUGCUGUGAUUUGUGAUUGGUUCGAGAGAAGCGCGAACACCGAGUGGAAUUUAGAAUGGCCUAACCCGCCGCGGUGUUGCGAUUGGAGAUGUUGAAGAGAUUUCGGUAGGUGUCGCACUGUCAGUGUGUUGGUGUAGUUCUGAGCUGCUCUGCGUGAGAGAGAUCUCCGUGACUACGCGAGAAUUACCCGUGUGAUCGCGACCGCAGCUGCAGUCGCGGAUAGGCGGACGAGAGCGGAUUGCGUUAGUCAGGGUGCAGUAAUAAUUUGCGGUGGUGUUUCGAUAUUGGUUCCGUCGCCGUCAGUUUUUUUUUUGUUAGGUGCUACGGAGUGUUUUUGUCUGCAACAAAGUUUGCGAAAGCCUACUGCUUUGAUCGCUCGCGAUCGAUUUGUGCGAAGUUCCAGCGGCUCAACGAAUCGUAGCAAGCCUUGGCAGACUUAUUUCCCUUUCACGCAUGAAGUGAUCGGUACUGACCGCAAGAAGAGCUACCCAAAGAAGAAAACAACAAUAAUAAAAAAUACAAUCAUAAUUACAGUUUGUCGCUGUCAGAGUUGACCGUGGAGUACGAAAAAAAAUCCUAUUCUUGACGAGAUUUUGAGCGUGUUGAUUGUGUGUGCGUGGGCGUAUUCGUGUAUCUGUGUGUCAAUCAAGUGCUGACCAGUGAAUGGAAUGUUGUUGAAAAAUAUGAAGUUGUCAGUUUUCACAACAAUCGAAUGAUGUAGCGAAUGGGAAGUGCAAGCAAAAUGUCAAAAUGAAAGUUGUUCCCAUUGCCCAUGGUAGUGCGGCUGCUAAACAAACUAGCCGUAGUGAUGUUGUAGUUGUGGUGGAGCAGUGCUUUACGAACUGAGACAUACGACGGAUGGAUGGACGGUAGCAGGCAGUUCCUUCUUCCGCACAGGCAGACACAGCAAAAGACAAAAGAUUUCGACGGACGGAAUGCGAGAAACCUCGAAGUCGUCGUCGUCGUCGUCGUCGAAGUUAUCGUCACGAAAGAAGGAACUUAAGCAUUAACAUAUGCAGUUGUGCAGCGGUGCAUGUAGGCAUGCACAAUUUGACGGUGGAACAACUUGGCUGUCUUUCCAAAUAAUGCGAUAGCAUAAACGGCAUCAACGGCAGACAGUUUUUGGUCUCCUCCCCCCGGGCCGUGAAAUGCGAAAUGCUACCGUAGUGUGGAAAAGUUUAAAGAUUGCAACUGAUAACGACACCAGCCAGGAGCGCCACUGCCACCUGCACUACCACCGGUCUGCGAGCGGAUUCCGCCGAAGAAGAUUGACUGGGAAAACAGCUGAGUGAGGGUUGUGCGAAGCGCGCCGCGUGCGCGCCAGAGUUCACUGACUCGUUCGCCGAAGCGUGGCGGCCAGAUAUGAAGUGGAUGCACUAACUAGUGAUAUGCUGCUGUGAUAUGAUAUGUACGUGUACGUGGGGGUUGUGAAGCACACGUUCGUGUUUGUAACCACCGAGGAGAAAAAUAUUCAUGGGAAAGUGCAACCUUGCCUUUUUCGACUACGGACGGACGACGGAGGCGGUAACCUAAUCUAGGCAGUGCGUCGAAGCUGGCAUAGAAGGGAUGGAAUUUGAGCAAUGUGUGAAAGUGAAGUGACCCCGUCCAUCAUCGGUUGCAGUGUUUUUGGGGUUUGUAGCGAAGUGCGCCCACCGACGUGAAUCGUUUGAAUCCGAAAUAAUAAUUAUUACUAACAGUGAGUGAUAAUAUAAAUCCAACGAAUGCAGCAGUAUCGUUCCUGGUGGUGUUAAACGUCGAUGUUGAUUGAAGGACGGCAGCGAUUGAUAGGCGAAGUUAUUCAGUAACGAGGUGUGCGUGCAAGCAAAAAAAAAUACCUUCGCAGAUUUUUGGUGGAAAGUGAAAAGCCACAUAUAACCGUCGGAAUUCGUCGAAAGGUAGUGGAAAAAUAGUCAGUUGAAAGUGAAAUUUAUUGGAAGCACUUGUUUUUGGAAGCCGUUGGUGUGGAAAGGGUAGUGCAAUUUCGUGGAUUAUUAUGGCCGGCCGAAGGCAGCAGCAUCGACGAAGGAACGGCGCAAGACAGCAAUGAGUAACGGAACGACGACAGCAACGGCAGUGGCGGCAACCGGAAACGGUAGCGCUGCUGGCUCAGGGGCUACGGAUGCGGAAAGCUUGCCCACCUGGCGACUUUGGGGCGAGGAGCGUGAGCAGGACGCCAUCUACACCGUGUACCUGAAGAAGGUCCGCUACCACAGGCCAACGCCGAGCGCCAGCAGUCAAGACUCGGACGAUGAAAUAUCGCACUUGGAGUGGGAAACGGUGCGGGUGCGUUUCGUCAAGGCGGCCACCCUGUCGCGGCUGGUCGAUGCCCUGACCACGGACGAUGGCGAACUGGAGAGCACGUUCGUCAACGUGUUCCUGACAAGCUAUCGGACGUUCUCGCAGCCGGAAAAGGUGCUCGAGCUGCUGCUCAAUCGGUACGAGAAACUGCUGGCGGCGGAACUGGCACUGGUGCCGGCCGAGGCGCUCACCGAUCAGCACAAGAAAACUCUAGUCUCCGUUCUUCACGUGUGGUUGGAUGGAUUCCCCGAGGACUGGGAUACGGAAAACCUGCAGAGGUUACUGGCGUUCACCUCGAAGCGGCUGCCAAACUCGGAAAUACACGUUAAAGCUUUACAUAGGUAUACAAAUAGGUUAGAUAAGUACAGUCGAAUACCACCACCGUUGCCAUGGUCCGACCUGACCGAUCAGUUCGGGGGCCUCUGCCUAACGCCCGCCUUCCGAGGGCCUCCGUCCCACCUGCUGAAUUCGUACCGGUUCCCGAACAUCCCGGUGAAGCACUUUGCCGAGCAGCUCACCCGUAUGGACAUGGAACUUUUCAAGCGGUUGAUUCCGCACCAGUGUUUGGGGGCGAUCUGGUCCAACCGGGAUAAGCACGAGUGUGGCUCGGUAGUGGCCACCGUCACCCAGUUCAACGCUGUGUCCUUUAGGGUAAUAUCCAGCAUAUUGAUUGAACCGCGGUUGAAACCACAGGAACGUGCCCUGCUCAUAUCCACGUGGAUCGACAUCGCGCAAGAGUUGCGAUUACUCAAGAACUUCUCGUCUCUGAAGGCGAUUAUCUCUGGAUUGCAGUCGAAUGCCGUCUAUCGGUUAUCGAAGACCUGGGCGGCACUCCCUCGGGAAAAACUAGAACUCUACACCGAGUUGGCGCGGAUAUUCUCCGAAGACAACAACGCGUGGGCCCAGCGAGAGGUGCUGAUGCGAGAGGGGACGGCCAAGUUCGCCGAUACGGUCGGCGAAAACGAUCGUCACUUGCAGAAGGUCUUUCAGAAGCAGAACACCCUCAUCAGCCAUGGGACCAUUCCGUACCUGGGGACGUUCCUGACGGAUCUGACCAUGAUUCACGCUGCCAUUCCGGACACCCUGGCGGAAGGGUUGAUAAAUUUCGACAAACGGAGGAAGGAAUUCGAGGUGCUAGCGCAGAUCAAGUUACUACAGGGUGCUGCCAAUACGUAUCAUCUGCCAGAGGAUGCGCUGUUCGAUCGGUGGUUCGCUUCCUUGUUGGUGCUAGACGAACGAGAGGCGCACACUCUAAGCUGCCAGUUGGAGCCGCCGCCGGAGUCGCAGAAACGGCCUAGUCAUCAGGGACACAAGAAGAGCGACUCGAUCGCUUCGAACAGCAGUAGCGGGGCUGGAUCCCAGUUCUACUGCGACAUCAACAAUGCGUCCAAUGCAAGCUACAGUUCGCGGAACAACUCGCUAGACCGGGACGUGACACCACCAAACGCCUCCAUUCUAUCCGCUGCCAGCAGCGUUUCGUCCCUAUCGAUGGAAUCCACCACCUCGAGCAGUCAGAAGUCCAACCACCUCCUGAACGGUUCCGGUUUGAUCCGAACGCCCCAGUCCAACCGGGUCAACAACAGCAAUUCCAACCCGGCCAGCAAAACCCACAACGGUCAUGACACCCCCAUCAUCAACGGGCAGCUCAAGGAGGACUCGCCCCUCAAAAAGGGUUCCCCCGAUUUCUACAUCAUUAAGGUUACCUACGAGACGGAUCACGUCGAGCUGGACGGGAUCGUGCUGUACAAAAGUAUUAUGCUCGGGAACAACGAGCGAACGCCGCAGGUCAUCCGGAACGCGAUGCUGAAGCUCGGACUGGAGGGUGAUCCGGACAAGUACACGCUGUCGCAGGUUCUGCCGGACAAGGAACUGCUCCUGCCGAACAAUGCUAACGUGUACUACGCUGUGAACACGGCGUACAAUUUGAACUUUAUUCUUAGGCCAAAAAAGGAUCCGGACAGUGGGAGGUAGGGGGUUGAGCGGAAAUUCUGGUAACUUAUGCUAACUUAUGAACCCAUAAUUGUAAAUAUAUUUAUUCUCUUAGAAUUGGAAGAUAUAACUCAGACGAAUCUCCGUUGCGGGAUGGAAACUGCGAAUGUCGCAAACAGUGUAACUGAUAUUAACCGGGAUAACCGUAUAUUUGAGAAUAUUGUACAGAAUCUGUGGCGAACUAUAAGUAGCACGUAGGAUUAUACAAUGAACGUUUUUAGCCGCGGCGGACCAGAUAAGUUUUAGAAACGAGCACGGAUUAUGAUUGUGAACGCGUGAAAAAAGUAUCCUUAUGAACCCGUUGGAUUUACCGAAAAGUACCGACAAUUCAAAUUGGAUUUGAGCAAACUGAAAACUAAACAGAGCUUUUUAUUAACCGAUGGAAUCAGGAAUUGUCGAAAAAUUGAGAAGUGAUUUAUAUAGUAAUUCUUAAAUUGUGUACUGUACCAGAAGAAAGGUGUUAACCAUGCAGUAUCCAGAUAUAGACUAGACAUUUUUUAGCAUAGAGACUAGUACGUGUAUACUAAAAUGGAAGAAAAUUUAUUGGAAAUAUUAUAAUUCCUCACCGGUAUUUGAAGUUAA
This is a messenger RNA of Aedes albopictus (Asian tiger mosquito), 5438 nucleotides long. It is a transcript of the gene Rgl, whose product is annotated as ral guanine nucleotide dissociation stimulator-like 1. Gene Ontology annotation, biological process: positive regulation of GTPase activity; Ras protein signal transduction. Lineage: Eukaryota; Metazoa; Arthropoda; Insecta; Diptera; Culicidae. The record is from RefSeq and is a predicted model, not a curated record. The transcript has 9 exons. Gene Ontology annotation, cellular component: plasma membrane. Bases 2613 to 4838 code for a protein of 741 amino acids. Gene Ontology annotation, molecular function: guanyl-nucleotide exchange factor activity.